UGACCACUUCUUUGUUUCCAGCUAAUGGCAAGUUACCCGUGGUUGCAACUUCCGAUCUUAAAGUAACUACCGUUCCACUCACUUCUAAUCCUCCUGGACCCCAAUCGGUUGCUCCAACGAUUCAGAAAAUUCCUACUUCUAAUGCAUCCCCUACAUCUGUGUUCGGUGCAUCCCCCACAUCCGUGUCCGGUGCAUCCCCUACAUCUGUGUCCCGUGCAUCACCUACAUCUGCUCCUAUAAAAUCAAAUGACGCACCAACUCAAAAACCAAAUUUGGCAAACUCUUCUAAAUCAUCAAUUACAAAAACCGUAUUUAGUACUGUUGCUACUUUUGUUCCAGGAUUUACUUCUGCGGUUACGACUACUGAUUCUAAUGGUGAUGUAACUGUAGUAAACGCUUACGUCCCACCAACCACUAUUGUGGCUGUUAAUUCGGUAGUGACCGCUGUACCUGCAGAUGACCAAAACUCCAUGGCCUUUUCUUCUGCAAAUAUUAGCUCAAGUUUCUGGGGAAUGUGGUUAAGUUUAGGAAUUGGGUUUAUAAGUUUCCUAUUAGUCGCUUAG
Molecule: messenger RNA, 563 nt
Organism: Racocetra fulgida
Lineage: Eukaryota; Fungi; Glomeromycota; Glomeromycetes; Diversisporales; Gigasporaceae
Source: the annotation of a GenBank genome assembly